Molecule: messenger RNA, 1303 nt
Organism: Zingiber officinale
Lineage: Eukaryota; Viridiplantae; Streptophyta; Magnoliopsida; Zingiberales; Zingiberaceae
Product: brassinosteroid-responsive RING protein 1-like
Exons: 2
Coding region: 107-604 (165 amino acids)
Biological process (GO): protein ubiquitination
Molecular function (GO): ubiquitin protein ligase activity
Source: RefSeq, a predicted model, not a curated record
CCACACACAGUCCAUUUAUUCCCUUCAUUACCGGCUCCAAAAAAGCAUCUCCUUUUUCUCCUCUUCCACAGCCCCACCGGCGCGUCCGCCGCCACCGCCAUCUCCGAUGGGCUUCCCCUCCGUCUGCUACACCGUCAUCCUACCCCGCCCCGUCGCCCUCGUUGUCCAACUCCUCGAUCUCCUGAAGCUCGCCCUCUCCGCCGGCCUCUUCUUCCUCGGCCUCCCCUCCUCCCCUCCCUACUCCGCCGCUGUCGAUGACCUCUACCCAUUCCCCACCUACCCGCUCCUCCACCUCUCCGACUCCCACCUCCCUCCUCCCGCCUCCGUCAAGUCCCGCCUCCCCGUCGUCCGCUUCUCCGCCCUCCGCUCCGACGGCUCCGCCCUCUGCGCCGUCUGCCUCGGCGCCCUCCACCCCAGCCACGAGGUCCGCCACCUCGGAAACUGCCUCCACGCCUUCCACAAGUCCUGCAUCGACAAGUGGGUCGACGUCGGCCAGCUCACCUGCCCUCUCUGCCGCGCUCCGCUCCUCCACCAUCAACCGCCGGAGGAUGACGAUGAGGUUCCAUCUUUGUCUCCUGCAAACAACGAAAGCUUGCCUCCCUGAUCCACUGUGAAAUUUGUGCUUGUUUAGCUACUCACGAGAUGCAAAAGAACCCAACUUUGCCUUCAGAAUACUACUAUAGAUCUACAUCAAACAAGGGAAGAAAAUUAAUUAGCUUGAUCUUAAAACUUCAAUUAAUUGUUUCUGUUGAUCUUAUCUAGAACAGCUUGGUGCUGACAUAAAUUGUGCCCUUUUACAAGUAUCAUACUUUGAUUGCAUUAACAGCCAAGCAAUAAUUCUCUGGAAAGAACUGAGAGAGAGGACUAGAUCAAGGCACUUUGUCAAAUGUGGAGCACCUUUGUCAUCACUCACUUCACCAUGGAGAGGGUCCCAUGCACGAGACUAGAGGCACAGGGACUUCAUUUAUUGAAAGCUUAAACCUAUCCCUGCUUUCCUAUGUGAAUUGUGUUUCCUCUUGGCUUAGACUUGGUGGUCUGGGUUAACUGGCUAAGUCUAAAAUAGGAGGAAAACAUAGUCCGGUUGGACCGAAUGGAACCGGUUGGGCAACAUGUAUCGGCGUUGUGCCAAGAACAUCCCAACAUCCCAAUCAAAUCCAAUAUUUUCAAUUCAUUUUCGACCAAUUAGGAUCUUGUCUAACUUUUGAGGUAAACCAACUAAAGUGGUAAGAGGAAAGAAAACAAAAUUAAAACUUCAAUGUGGUGAGUGCAUGAUAGGUCAUUUGGCUCUUUCAAUGGAGGGACC